Messenger RNA from Ochotona curzoniae (black-lipped pika), 3942 nucleotides. RefSeq names its product tetratricopeptide repeat domain 21A (gene TTC21A). Bases 1 to 3942 code for a protein of 1313 amino acids. Gene Ontology annotation, molecular function: protein binding. NCBI's taxonomy places the organism in Eukaryota, Metazoa, Chordata, Mammalia, Lagomorpha, Ochotonidae. The transcript is spliced from 29 exons. Gene Ontology annotation, biological process: intraciliary retrograde transport; protein localization to cilium. The record is from RefSeq and is a predicted model, not a curated record. Gene Ontology annotation, cellular component: intraciliary transport particle A.
AUGAACCGCAGUGACUCUUCCCUCCUGGCCACCAUUGUGUACUAUAGCCAGGAAAAGUACUUCCGCCACGUGCAGCAGGCCGCAGCGGCGGGCCUGGAGAGAUUCAGCAAUGACCCCGUGUUGCACUUCUUCAAAGCCUACGGCCUCCUCGGGGAAGAGCGCAUCCAGGAGGCCAUCAGCGAGCUGCAGAGCAUGCGGAGUUACCCGGACGUGACCCUGUGCUCCGUCAUGGCCCUCCUCUACGCCCACAAGUGCUGCGAGACCAUCGACCGAGAAGCCGUUGAGGAGCUGGAGCACAGCCUGAAGGAAACCCGCAAGUCAGCCAGUGCGUCUGCGCGGUACUACGCCAGCCUCUUCCUGUGGCUCGCUGGCCACCCCGACAAGGCUAAGGAGUACCUCAACCACAGCCUGAAGGCCUCCAACGGCUCUGGAGAGGACUCUGUGCUUAGAGGUUGGGUGGACCUCACCUCAGACAACCCUCAGGUUGUGAAGAAAUCCAUCAAGUACCUGGAGCAAGGACUGCAGGACAGCAAAGAUGUGCUGGGGCUGAUGGGAAAGGCCAGGUACCUUAUGAUGCAGUACAACUACUCAGGGGCCUUGGAGGUGGUGAACCAGCUCGCCGUAGCCUCUGCCAACUUCCUGCCCGCCCUCGUCCUCAAGAUGCGACUCUUCCUGGCCCAGCAGAACUGGGAGCAGGUGGUAGAGACAGCAUACAGAAUCCUCGAAAGAGACCAGAACAACAUUGAUGCCUACCAAACUCUAGCUGUGCAUGAGCUUGCAAGAGAAGGAAACAUGACCACAGCUGUCGAGCAUGUUAGUAACCUGAUCAUAGCACUGGAGAUGAGAGAGCCCCAGAAUCCAACCCUGCAUCUUAAAAAAAUCCUUGUGGUCAGCCGACUGUGUGGGAGGCACCAGGCUGUCCUCCACCAGGUGGGGAGCUUCCUGGAGCGCAUCUUCCUGGCCAAGCCCUCCUAUGCCCAGGUGGCCACUGAGCUGGGCUACCUCCUCAUCCUGCGGAAUCAAGUGAAGGAGGCAUUCCUGUGGUACUCCGAGGCCAUGAACCUGGACGGGAACAGCAAGGCUGCCCUGACAGGGAUCAUCUGGUGCCAGAUCUUGGAAGGCCACCUGGAGGAGGCUGAACACCAGCUGGAAUUCCUGAAGGAGGUGCAGCAGUCCCUGAGGAAGUCUGAGGUACUGGUUUUCCUGCAAGCUCUUCUGGCAUCCAAGAAGAACAAGGGGGAUCUGGAAGUCACAGCGCUGCUCCAGGAGGCUGUGGAGCUCCACUUCAGUGGCAUUCAAGGCCUCCCUAUGAGCUGCGAGUACUUCGAAAAGCUGGACCCCCUCUUUUUGGUCUGUGUGGCCAAGGAGUACCUGCUCUUCUGCUCCAAGCAGCCCCGGGCGCCCGGCCAGAUGGUGUCCCCGCUUCUUAAACAAGUCGCCCUCAUCUUGACUCCUGUGGUCAAAGCAGCGCCCGCUCUGAUGGAGUCCAUGUAUGUGAUGGCGCAGGUCAAGUAUCUUUCGGGAGAGCUGGAGAAUGCGCAGAGCACCCUGAAGUGCUGCCUGGAACUGGACCCCACCUUUGUGGACUCCCAUCUCCUCAUGGCCCAAAUCUACCUGGCUCAAGGCAACUUGGCCAUGUGCUCCCACUGCUUGGAGCUGGGCGUCAGCCACAACUUCCAGGUCCGAGACCACCCCCUGUACCACUUCAUCAAGGCCAGGGCACUCAACAAGUCUGGAGACUAUGCAGAGGCCAUCAAGACCCUGAAAAUGAUUGUGAAGUUGCCCUCUGUGAAGGUGGAAGAAGGCAAGAAGUGCCGAGGGCCCUCCCUGCAGCCCAGCGAGCGAGUGUCCAUCCUCUUGGAGCUGGCGGAUGCCCUCCGGCUGAACGGGGAGCUGCACGAGGCCACCAAGGUCAUACAGGAUGCCAUCAACGAGUUCAGCGGUACGCCAGAGGAGAUGCGCAUCACCAUCGCCAACGCGGACCUGUCCCUGAGCAAGGGCCAUGUGGAUGCAGCGCUGAGCAUGCUGAGAAACGUCACGCCCAAGCAGCCCUGCUACCUGGAAGCCAAGGAGAAGAUGGCCGACAUCUACCUGCACACCCACAAGGACGUGAGCCUCUACGUGGGCUGCUACCGCGAGCUCUGCGAAUACCUGCCUGGUCCCCACUCCAGCUUGCUCCUGGGCGAUGCAUACAUGAGCAUCCAGCAGCCCGAGAAAGCCCUGGAAGUCUAUGAGGAGGCGUGUAGGAAGAACCCGCAGGACGCUUCCCUCAUCAGCAGGACCGGGCAAGCUUACGUGAAAACACACCAGUACACCAGGGCAAUUAACUAUUACGAGGCUGCACAGAAGAUGAGUGGGCAGGACUCAGUGUGCUGUGAUCUCGCCAAGCUGCUCCUGAAGCUGAAGAAGUUCAGCCGAGCAGAAAGAGUUCUGAAGCAGGCCCUGGCAUGUGAUGGGGCAGCCAAAGACAUCCCGUCCAUGGUCAAGGAUGUUGAGUACUUGCUUUUGCUUGCGAAAGUUUACAAGAGCCAUAGGAGAGAAGAUGUGCUGGAGACUUUGAACAAGGCAAUGGACGUCCAGGCUCGGAUACUGAAGCGGGUUCCCCUGGAGCAGCCGGAAAUGCUGCCCUCGCAGAAGCAACUGGCCACCUCCAUCUGCAUCCAGUUUGGCGAGCACUACUUGGCCGAGAAGGAGUACGUCAAGGCGGUGCGGUCCUACAAGGAGGCCCUGUCUUUCUCACCCAUGGAUAACCAGGUGAUGCUGGAGCUGGCGCGGAUCCACCUGCUGCAGGGGCACCUGGAUUUGUGUGAGCAACAGUGUGCCGCCCUGCUGCACACAGAGCAGACACACGAGGCCGCGGCUGUGAUGAUGGCCGACCUGAUGUUUCGAAAGCAGAAGUAUGAAGCUGCCAUCCACCUGUACCGCCAAAUCCUGGAAAAAGUGCCAGACAAUUUCUCUAUAUUGGAUAAACUGAUCGAUCUGCUGCAGAGGAGUGGCCGACUUGAAGAUGCUCCUGCCUUCUUUGAGCUGGCCCUCAGAGUGUCCAGUCGAAUACCUUUGGAGCCAGGGUUCAAUUACUGCAGAGGCAUCUACUGCUGGCACAUAGGACAGCCCAAUGAAGCCUUGAAGUUCCUAAACAAAGCACGCAAGGACAGCACUUGGGGCCAGCGUGCCACCUACUACAUGGUGCAGAUCUGUCUGAACCCAGACAAGGAGAUUAUGGGUGGAGAGGCUUUUGAGAAUCUGUCUGAGAGCAACUCUGCCUUGAGGAAGGAGUUGGAGCAGCAAGGCCUGCGCACAGCUGUGAAGCUGCUGCUGGAGUUUGGCCCACACACGGCCACAGCCCACACCCAGCUGCGGCUACUGCAGAACCUCUGCCUGCUGGCCACUAGGGAGAAGGCAAACAUGGAGUCAGCACUGAGCACAUUCAUCGAGAUGGCCCAGGCUGAGAGGGACAGCGUUCCUGCCCUACUGGCCAUGGCGCAGGCCUACAUGCUGCUGAAGCAGAUCCCCAAGGCACGCACACAGCUGAAGCGCCUGGCCAAGGCUCCCUGGGCGCUGCCCGAGGCCGAGGACCUGGAGAAGAGCUGGCUCCUUCUGGCCGACAUCUACUGCCAGGGUGGCAAGUUCGACCUGGCCUCGGAGCUGCUGCGGCGCUGCUUGCAGUACAACAAGUCCUGCUGCAAGGCCUAUGAGUACAUGGGCUUCAUCAUGGAGAAGGAACAGUCCUACACGGACGCGGCCACCAACUACGAGCUGGCCUGGAAGUACAGUCACCACGCAAGCCCCGCUGUGGGAUUCAAACUCGCUUUCAACUACCUGAAGGGCAAGAGAUUUGUGGAAGCCAUUGAAGUCUGCCACAGCGUCCUGGCAGAGUACCCCAACUACCCCAAGAUCAGAGAAGAGAUUCUGGCAAAGGCCCAAGGGUCCCUAAAACCCUAG